GUUUACUAGGAAGCAGCUAGCGACGCUACAGCCAUGUAGCCGUCUUAUUUAAUCAUAUUUACGGACUUUCAACGGAUAUGUUUUGUUUAUAAAACAGUUCUGAUGCCACAUGGUGCUCUUUAGGAGAAGAUUACGUCAUCCUGUAGCUCCUUUUUGAGGUUUUUAAAAUAUAGAAACCACGAUCAGAGCGAUGCGGUCCUUGAGCUACGUGCAACGGGUCAGUCUGGACUUCCCCGGGACUCUGUUCCCUCACGCGAUCUGUCUGGGAGACGCGGACAACGACUCGCUCAACGAGCUGGUGGUGGGCGACACCAACGGGAAGCUGCUGGUGUACAAGAACGACGAGUCCAGACCCUGGGUCACGAGGAGCUGCGUGGGCAUGCUGACGUGCGUCGCAGUCGGCGACGUCUGCAACAAAGGGAAGAACUUCGUGGUUGCCGUGGGCGCCGAGGGCUGGUUCCACCUGUUCGACCUGACGGCCGCCGCGGCGACCAAAGGGGAGUCCUGCAGCCAGCUGGACGCCACGGCCUCCGAGGAGCAGAAGCCGCUCUUCACCCAGCACAUCCCGGCCAACACCAAGGUCAUCCUCAUCAGCGACAUCGACGGUGAUGGCCGCAGCGAGCUGGUGGUCGGCUACACGGACCGCGUGGUGCGAGCGUUCCGGUGGGAGGAGCCGGCCGACGGCGCCGAGCCCGGCUCCGGUCAGCUGGUGCUGCUGAAGAAGUGGAUCCUGGAGGGGCAGGUGGACAGCCUGACGGUGAACCCGGGUCCAGAGGGUCUACCGGAGCUGAUGGUGUCUCAGCCCGGCUGCGGCUACGCCAUCCUGCUGUGCUCCUGGACUCAACACGACUCCAGCGGCUCCGGAGAAGAAGCCCCGCCCACCUCCGGGAGCGAGGGACCGUCCAGAGAUGUAGUUCUCCACCUGACCACCGGGCGGAUACACAACAAGAACGUGUCCACGCAUCUCAUCGGCAGCAUCAGUAAAGGCUCGAGGGAGGAGUCCUCCACCUGCGGGCUGUUCGCGCUCUGCACUCUGGACGGCACGCUGAAGCUGAUGGACAGCUGUGAGCGAUUGCUCUGGUCUGUGCAGGUCGAUCAUCAGCUGUUCGCUCUGCAGAAGCUCGAUGUCACUGGCGACGGCAGAGAGGAAGUGGUGGCGUGCGCCUGGGACGGUCAGACCUACAUCAUCGACCACAACCGGACCGUCGUCCGCUUCCAGUUCGACGAGAACGUCAACGCCUUCUGUGCGGGUCAGUACACGUGUAAGGACGGUAAGAACAGCCCCUGUCUGGUGUACGUCAGCUUCAAUCACAAGAUCUACAUCUACUGGAAGGUGCAGCUGGAGCGGAUGGAGUCCACCAACAUGCUGCGGGUCCUGGAGGAAAAGCCCGAGUUCAGCAGCCACCUGAAGGCGCUGGGGGUCGACACCGAGGACCCGGCAGCAGUCAGAUCUCUGGUGGCGAAUGUUCUCUACAAGGAUUCACAGAGUUAACACAUACACACACACACACACACACACACACUCUCUCACACACACACCCUGACUGUAAAUACUCUGUUAAUAAUAAACACCGGUUGUUUCCUGUG
Molecule: messenger RNA, 1587 nt
Organism: Pseudoliparis swirei
Lineage: Eukaryota; Metazoa; Chordata; Actinopteri; Perciformes; Liparidae
Gene: itfg2
Product: integrin alpha FG-GAP repeat containing 2
Exons: 12
Coding region: 191-1492 (433 amino acids)
Biological process (GO): regulation of TOR signaling
Cellular component (GO): KICSTOR complex
Molecular function (GO): protein binding
Source: RefSeq, a predicted model, not a curated record